GCGGCGGCAGCGCGACCGUUUCGCUUAACGUCAAAACAGUUUGCGACAGCUCCGGGAGCGGCGGCGGCGGCUGCGGGGAGGCUCUCGGUGCUCUGCCGGGCCCGGCCCCACCGGCGGGGCAGAGCGGUUAUCGCACGUCCAGCAAAUUCUGCUUUCCACAUCAUGGAGGCAGAACAGAUUAUGGAGGGACAGCCACAGGUUCCAGAAAAUCCCCAUGCUGAAUAUGGUCUCACUGAAAAUGUAGAGAGGAUAGUAGAAAAUGAGAAAAUAAAUGCAGAGAAAACAUCAAAGCAGAAGGUGGAUCUUCAGUCAUUACCCACCCGUGCCUACCUGGAUCAGACAGUUGUACCUAUCUUGCUACAGGGACUUGCUGUUCUUGCAAAAGAGAGACCGCCAAAUCCCAUUGAAUUUCUAGCAGCCUAUCUUUUAAAAAACAAGUCACAAUUUGAGGACCGAAAUUAACUCCAUAAAAAUGAGGACAAUUUGGCUGCUGGACUGAAAUGCUCAUUUGCCGCAAUUUGUUUUCUGCUGUAAAAAUCCUUUGGAACAGUGAUGUUGUCUUUCUGAAUCGCACAAUUUGCUUUAUCUUUUGAAUUAUUUAAUAAAGAACACUUUACACUUCACUUGUUCAUUUUUUUUAAACUAGCUAUUAAGAGAGAAUUUCAAAAUAAAAUAUUGAAACAGUA
Messenger RNA from Apus apus (common swift), 686 nucleotides. RefSeq names its product dpy-30 histone methyltransferase complex regulatory subunit (gene DPY30). The transcript has 5 exons. Lineage: Eukaryota; Metazoa; Chordata; Aves; Apodiformes; Apodidae. The coding region runs from base 163 to 462 and encodes 99 amino acids. Gene Ontology annotation, cellular component: Set1C/COMPASS complex. The record is from RefSeq and is a predicted model, not a curated record.